AUAACAUAUCACUCCGAAUACUUCAAGCUCCGUGUACCCGUUUUCGAGAUUUCCUGGUCACAAAGACUGUCGGAAGUGACCAGAUUUUCAUAAAUAAUAAAUCCCUUGCAUACAUGUUCAAAAUAAAACAUUUGGCGUAAGAAAGAAAAUGAUUGAAUUUGGAAUCAUAACGUGCCCAAGACAAACUGUCCUAUAUCCGAAAAUACGUUCGAUUAAAAUAAAAUAAAAGCUGCACCAAACGUAUUGCUGUAAAAAUUAUAAAUACAGUGUUCGCAUCAAGCAUUCGAUUUGAAUGAUGCUUGUACAAAGGCGAGGGUAUCAAGAAAUAUUUAUUAUUGUUAUCAAGGUGUACAUAGGUGUUAAAUGAGUGUAUUUUUACACCGAACUGUGCUAAUUAAAUAAGGUGAUGAUGACUUUGACACUAUGUGAUAUGCGCGCUAAUCAGUUCACUAAAAUUUAAGCAGAAGGAUCAUUACAGAAAUUGUCCUUAGUAAAGAGGUUAUAAGAUGGUACUUUGAUCAGUGCAAGAAUGAAGAUUACUAUCUUCCAUUGAAUUGGGAUGCUUUGAAACUGCAGGAUACCGACCUUGGGUUCUAACGUUUUGGCGGAUAAUCUUCCUUGAUAUCCUCCAAUCAAGCACGAUCGCCCGUCCUUCAUUACUCCAACAUUGCAUCUCCGAGAAUCAAUCAGUGAAAUGCCAGCAAAAGAUGCCAGACAUGAUAGACCAUUCAGUGGAUACAUUUCAAUUAACUGGGAUCAAACUGAAAACGUUCGACUUAGGAAGGGUUGUGUAUAUAUUUCCGAACGUUCAGAAUGUUUCCAUUACUGAUGGAAAUAUUGUCAAUUUGAUACCACCUAAGAAACCGAACAGUAUUAAGGUUUUGGAAUUGAGAAGACUGCUGCUCACAAAUAUAAGCAGAGACUUUAUAAGGCACUUUCACAAUAUCGAGGUUCUAGAUUUACGUGAAAAUCAUCUAGAACAGUUUCCUGUGGAUUUUUUUUGGGGAAAUGUAAAAGAACUGAGGCUAAGCAAUAACAGUUGGAACUGCUCUGAUGAUUUGAGUUGGAUCUUCAAUAUGAACAAACGGGUAGUAGUGGAUAUCAAUGAUCUCAAAUGUUUCGGAUUACCCUACCCAGGAAAACCUUUGAUAUCAAUAGCCCAAUAUAUAAAGGAACUAGAAGACACCUGUAUCCCCAACUGCGAGUGCUUCUUAUCAAAAGUAGUCCAAGAUAUAAUGACCGAUGAUCUGGUACCAAUAAUAACGAUGAACUGCUCCUACAGAGGAUUAAGAGAACUACCUUCCAGUCUGCCAAAUAACACAAGAACGUUACAUUUGGAAGGAAAUUCCAUCGCUUCCUUGGAACCACUGAAUAAUAAUCCAGUUUAUGAAAGUUUGUGGGAUUUGUAUUUGGAUACCAACGAUGUCAGUAGCAUUGACGACCUAGAAGGGUCAUUUUGGUUGAAGCAUUUUAGAGAGUUUUCGUUAAAAGGAAAUAAGUUGACCAAGAUUCCAGCAUAUGCUCUGGAUAAUGCUUUGUUGAAAAAUCCUAAUAUGCCCAAAGCUGUGAGACUGUACCUUGGUGGAAAUCCUUGGAGGUGCGAUUGCAUUUUCAUUCCUGUUUUCCAGGAAUUGGUCUUGCAGAAAUACGCCACUCAGAUAAAGGAUAUAAGAGAUGUGAAGUGUUCUUAUGUUCAAGGGGAUGAGAACUCUCUUAUGCCAAUUAUUGAUCUAUCCAGAAGCUCUGUGUGCAGACUGCCUCCAGAAUAUUCCUUGCAAGAAGGUCUAGAUCUUCUAAAUGGAAUCUUAGCAAGCCUCAUUGUAUUUAUACUGGGAAAACUUGCUUAUGACUACUACCAUUUUAAGAAAACUGGACGGUUGCCAUGGAUAGUCACUAAAAUGCCUUAAUAGUAUUUAUAGAUAGUAAUAUAUUUUUCUUCAUUGUAUAAA
Messenger RNA from Acanthoscelides obtectus, 1949 nucleotides. NCBI's taxonomy places the organism in Eukaryota, Metazoa, Arthropoda, Insecta, Coleoptera, Chrysomelidae. The record is from the annotation of a GenBank genome assembly.